AUGCCACCACCAGAUUUCACCUCUCCCCUCACCUUCAAAACCUUCAACACCAUCCCCUCCACCGCCGCAUCCCCACCACCCCCCUCAGAAACAUACUACCUCCUCGCCGAGAUAAAAGAAAACCUCUCCCUCACCCGCCCAACCCUAAUCUGCUCGGACCUCUCCUCCACCUCCUUCGCCCUGACUUGGUCCGACCUCCACGCCUCUCCCCACGCCUCCGACGUUGACUUCAAGGCCCUAGGUCUCAAAAAGGGGAAUUGUGUCCUCUUGCCAAAUGCCAAAAGAACUGACUCCUCAGAUGAGGUGAAGCAAGGCAAGAUUGUGAUCCCCGGGGGCAAGGAUGAGUGGCAAGGAAAGUCCGGGCUGAGGGUGAUACCAGGCAAGCUGGAAAAGGUGGUGGAGGUGGGGCAGGAUUGGGAGUUUGUGAUUGAGGAGGGGGAGGGGAAGUGUGGGAGUUGCGGCAAGGAAGGGAGGGAGGAGGAGCUGGCCAAGUGUACGGGGUGUAGGGGGGUGGGGUAUUGUUCCAAGGUAUGCCUCUCACUGUUGAAUAUAAGAAAUGAUGAUGCUAAUGGGGGAGAACAGGAGUGUCAGGUUAAAGGCUGGGCAGAAGGUGGCCACAAGAGUACAUGCAAGAUUAUCAAGACCUUCAAGGAGAUAUGGCCUUGA
Messenger RNA from Podospora anserina S mat+, 666 nucleotides. RefSeq lists its product as uncharacterized. Lineage: Eukaryota; Fungi; Ascomycota; Sordariomycetes; Sordariales; Podosporaceae. The coding region runs from base 1 to 666 and encodes 221 amino acids. The record is from RefSeq and is a predicted model, not a curated record. The transcript has a single exon.